GGGCACAGGAAGCGGCGGGAGGAGUUUGUGGCGCGGACCGAUUGUGGGCGGUUGGGGAUGGCGCUGCCGCCACAGUGACGGGCACCGCUCGCUCGCUCGCUCGCCAUGAACUCGGAGACUGUGCAGCUGGGUGGCGCGGGCAGCAGCGCGGGCGUCAGCGUGGCAAAUGCUGCUUCCUCUGCAACAGAGACAUCUGUUUCAAAUGGUGUCUACGUUCCUCAAGGGAUUGCCAAUGGGGAUGUCAAACCUGUUAUAUCAACAACACCAUUGGCAGAUUUUCUUAUGCAAUUGGAAGAUUAUACACCAACAAUACCAGAUGCUGUAACAGGAUACUAUCUGAAUCGAGCAGGGUUUGAGGCUUCUGAUCCACGCAUAAUCCGUUUAAUAUCUUUGGCUGCACAAAAGUUCAUCUCAGAUAUUGCAAACGAUGCCCUGCAGCACUGUAAAAUGAAAGGAACUGCAUCAGGAAGCUCCAGAAACAAAAGCAAGGAUAAAAAAUACACCCUGACAAUGGAGGAUUUAAUUCCUGCUCUCACUGAAUAUGGCAUAAAUGUGAAGAAACCUCACUACUUUACAUAAAGAUCUAGAAACAUCCUCUGCAAACCAGUGACUAUUUAUUAACAUCUCCCAAGUACUGUACAAUAUCAGCUGUGGAUGCCUUUCAGCAAAUGACAGUGGAAGAGAAAUGAUGUCAUGAGGUUGCAAAUUGCCUAAUGUGACAAGUGCUAAAGUGGUUUGAAUCCAAAAUUUGCUCGUUGUUUGAAAGUUUGCAUUAUUUCUCACUUGAUUCCAGCAUAUCUUUUUGAAUUAUUAGCUAAGAUGAUUAAAAAGGAUUGAAAAAUGUUUUUGAAUCUUGCAGAAUAAGUUUGAAAGGUUUUUUUUCUUUUCUAGGAAGCUAGUUUGGGAUCCAUUUGAAAUAGGACCUAAAUUAAAAUUCUGCAUCAAAUGGCCAUUAGGGAAAUGAUCUGUAUAAUAAUAUUUUUGAAAAUAGCAAACUAGUUUGUCGUUCAUUAAGAAGAGAGCCAUGUUAUUUUUGGGUGGUGUGGUUUUUCGUAAGAUGCAUUUGAAAAGCAUCAACUUGUAAAUGUGUUCUGGUAUUAGCGAAAAAAAAUGGUUUGUGUAGUCAAUGAAGAGGAAGGACAAAUAUAAUCUUUUCUCUGUGUACUUAGGAAAAUGAAAUCAAAGCCAUUUCUGCUUUGCCCUAGCUUUGGGUAGUGCACCUCGCGUUUAAUGCAAAGUAAACAGAGUGGAAGCCUUUAAGAAAUUGUUUCAGAUUCAUUUAUCAGAAUGUAGACAUUUAUGGUUCUCACCUAAUACUCAUCUAAUAAAAUAAUUAGCGUCCCUCAAAACUGGGAAUGUUUUGAUGAUUAAACUUUAUCUAAAUUGAGCUCGCUUCCUUAAGCUUCAAUAUGGUUCCCUAUAACCUUUUUACUAAGUGUUCAAAUGGCAAUAUUUUUUGAAUUGGCUUGAAUUGUCUUCGAUUUUAUCUCUCACUGUAGAAUGGAUGCAUGUUUCAUGAACCUUUAAGAACAAGUGUAACAAAGAAUUUUCUUUCUUUUAGCAGCAGGGCUUAUUGCAGUCAAGAUGUGUAAUCUCAUGAGCAGUAUGGAACUCUUGUAAUUUCAAACUUGCACAGAGAAAGAUGCCUUCCUUCUAUAAAUGUCCAUUUCUUACAAUAAAUUUACACAAUUUUAUUUCUUGAUGAAAUAA
Messenger RNA from Leucoraja erinaceus (little skate), 1710 nucleotides. It is a transcript of the gene taf10, whose product is annotated as TAF10 RNA polymerase II, TATA box binding protein (TBP)-associated factor. Gene Ontology annotation, cellular component: SAGA complex; transcription factor TFIID complex; nucleus. Gene Ontology annotation, biological process: transcription initiation at RNA polymerase II promoter. The record is from RefSeq and is a predicted model, not a curated record. The coding region runs from base 106 to 579 and encodes 157 amino acids. NCBI's taxonomy places the organism in Eukaryota, Metazoa, Chordata, Chondrichthyes, Rajiformes, Rajidae. Gene Ontology annotation, molecular function: RNA polymerase II general transcription initiation factor activity; promoter-specific chromatin binding. The transcript has 5 exons.